Molecule: messenger RNA, 1566 nt
Organism: Aethina tumida (small hive beetle)
Lineage: Eukaryota; Metazoa; Arthropoda; Insecta; Coleoptera; Nitidulidae
Product: spliceosome-associated protein CWC27 homolog
Exons: 6
Coding region: 87-1484 (465 amino acids)
Biological process (GO): protein folding; protein peptidyl-prolyl isomerization
Cellular component (GO): catalytic step 2 spliceosome
Molecular function (GO): peptidyl-prolyl cis-trans isomerase activity
Source: RefSeq, a predicted model, not a curated record
AACCUGUUCUACAACAUAACAUAACCUUUCUCUACGAUAUAACCUAACUUUAUUUGUUUGUAUGAAGUGAUGUGUACAAAACAAACAUGAGCAAUAUUUAUAUUUUAGAACCACAAACUUCUGGAAAGGUGUUAUUGAAGACCACCGUCGGGGAUAUAGACAUAGAAUUAUGGGCCAAAGAGACUCCAAACACUUGCAGAAACUUUAUUCAGUUGUGUAUGGAAGGAUACUACAACAACACAAUAUUUCACAGAGUUGUAAAAGACUUUAUUGUCCAAGGUGGUGACCCUCUUGGUGAUGGAACUGGAGGUGAAUCCAUAUAUGAAGGACCUUUUAAAGAUGAAUUUCAUCAAAGACUUAAAUUUACUAGAAGAGGCCUCGUGGCUAUGGCAAAUGCUGGAAAAGAUGAUAAUGGCUCGCAAUUUUUCUUUACAUUGGGUCCUACACCUGAGCUACAAAAUAAACAUACAAUUUUUGGUAAAAUUGUUGGUGACACAAUUUUCAAUAUGCUUAAGCUUACAGAAGGUCUUAUUGAGGAUGAACGACCUGUUUAUCCUCAUAAAAUUAUCAAAACUGAGGUUUUAAAUAAUCCUUUUGAUGAUAUAAUUCCAAGGAUUAAACAAGUAGAAGUAAAAGAAAAGAAGAAAAAGGAAAAAAAGGCUGGUGUUAAAGAUUUUAAGUUACUAUCAUUUGGAGAAGAAGCUGAAGAAGAUGAAGAAGAAUCCUCAAAGGAAAAUGUGAAAUUCACUGGCAAAGGAAAGUCAUCUCAUGAUGUUUUAGAUGACCCUCAGUUAAGCUCAGCAACUACAGAGGUUACAUCUUCAAAUGAACAAGAGAUUAGCCCAGAAGAACAACUGGAAAAUAUAAGAAAAAAACUUAAAACCAAACAUGAGAAAAAUGAUAAAAAAACUGCACCUGUAACCAUAAAUAAAAUUGAUAAUUGUGAUGAUGAAGACAAAGACCUAGAAGAGUACUAUUUAAACAAAGAUAGGGAUUUAGAAAAAGAGAAAAAAAUAGUGGAACUUAAACAACAAAUAAAAGAUGUGAAAAAAGAAUACCAUAAAAAUAAACUUAAAAAGGAAGAAGAAAAGGAAACAAAUCAAAAAGAUGAUGUAGAGAAAAGUGAAACAUUUAAGGAGUACAAAACUGAAUAUGACAAAUAUGCAGAAAAAAAGAAAACUUUGCCAAAAAAAGGAGCCGGCAGGGAACAGUUUACUUUGGCCUUAUUAGAAAAAUUUAAGAAAAAAUUACACACUGCAAAGGAAAAUCAAGAUGAACAUGAAGAAGAAAUUGAGACAAAAGGGAGUGAUGAUGUGGAUGAAGAUGAAAAUUGGUUAUCACAUAAACUCCACUUUAAAGAGGACACUCCAGUUUUAGCGAAAGAUGCAAAUACCAAAGAUGAUGAUUGGUUUGAAAUUUAUGAUCCUAGGAAUCCUCUCAACAAACGAAGAAGAGGAGAAAAUUCUUCAAAAUCCAAAAAAUGACACUUACAUCAUCUUAUAUAUUUACUUAUUUAUUUUAAUAUUGUAAUAAAACGGAAACAUGUAAUUAAAUUUUUAAAGAUAA